Molecule: messenger RNA, 978 nt
Organism: Kwoniella botswanensis
Lineage: Eukaryota; Fungi; Basidiomycota; Tremellomycetes; Tremellales; Cryptococcaceae
Exons: 4
Coding region: 1-978 (325 amino acids)
Biological process (GO): transmembrane transport
Cellular component (GO): plasma membrane
Molecular function (GO): transmembrane transporter activity
Source: RefSeq, a predicted model, not a curated record
AUGACACAACACACACUCACACAAGACGGAAGGAGUGACUCUCCUCAACAUGGUACCGACGAGGAGCAAAAGCUGCCCGACGCCAGCCUGGCUCAAGGCCAGCUCGACACAGAGAAAAUGAGGCAUCAACAGAUUGGUGUAACUCGUAUUGAAGCUCUGUGGAGACAUUUUGGAAACAAUAGGACCGUCCUUUCUUUACUGGGUAUUGCUCUGUUCCUCGUCUGCUGCGUCUUCUCGCUCGACUCCAGUACCACCUACACUUAUGAAACCUUUGGCGCAUCGUAUUACGAAGACCAUGCCAGGUUGCUAGGUGUCAUUUCCACAGUUGAAACAAUCAUCAAUGCGGUGUCAAAGCCUUUUAUCGCGAAGCUUGCGGAUGUCACCUCGAGGCAAACUUCCUACUUGUUCCUCCUCGUGCUAUACCUCGUCGGAUAUAUCAUCAUCGCCGCUUCAAACAGUGGCAACGCCUUCGCAGCCGGUCGAGUCAUCUCCACCAUUGGUUCAGCCGGUCUCGAUCUGGUCACAGAUAUCAUCGUGGCGGAUCUGACUCCGCUCGAAUGGAGAGGUUUUUUCGGUGCUUUGACUAGUCUACCAUUCAUCUGGUUCGCAUGGAUCAGUGGGAAUAUAUCCGAACCUAUUCUAUCCAACAGUCUCAGCGGGUUUAGGUGGGGCUUCGGGAUGUUCUGUAUCAUAGCCCCCGCAUGCGUCCUUCCAGUCGUCGUUUUACUCUACUGGGCUGAUCUUCGAGCGAAGAAGAAUGGGGAGCUUCGAGUCGCCGAGUCUCCGUUCGAAAGACGAUGGAGAGAGGAACACCCCGGCGAGGCCAAGCCGAAUUUAUACCAUCAUCUGGUCUUUUGGGCUGGGGAAGUCGAUGCGAUCGGCCUCCUUCUACUAGGAUUCGCUUGGACUCUUCUUCUCCUUCCCUUCAGCUUAGCACCCAAGGCCAAGGGAAAGUGGACAAAUCGUGAGUCCAACUAG